Molecule: messenger RNA, 4338 nt
Organism: Anneissia japonica
Lineage: Eukaryota; Metazoa; Echinodermata; Crinoidea; Comatulida; Comatulidae
Product: protein O-mannosyl-transferase TMTC4-like
Exons: 9
Coding region: 42-1673 (543 amino acids)
Biological process (GO): endoplasmic reticulum unfolded protein response; protein O-linked glycosylation via mannose
Cellular component (GO): endoplasmic reticulum
Molecular function (GO): protein binding; mannosyltransferase activity
Source: RefSeq, a predicted model, not a curated record
AUUAUCUUCAUCAUCCUCCAGUUAGCUUCUGUAGCAGUAGAAUGUUGCUGGCCAUGUUAGCUUGUGUAAUGGCCAUGCUUUGCAAAGAACAAGGUUUAACGGUCAUCGGGCUAUGCAGUGCCUAUGAUAUAAUUGUUUCAUGCCAACUCACACCACGCAAUAUAUUGAGGGCGCUAUUUACACAUCAUGACUGUAGCAAUAUAAAAGACAAAUUGUCUUCUAAAUCACCUUGGAUACAGUCACUAGUAAAGCGCCAUCUGAUUCUACUUAUCUCAGGUAUCGUUAUGGUAACAGGCCGGUAUUUUAUUAUGGGAUCUCUGCCGACCUUUCAGCCAGUAGACAAUCCGGCAUCAUUUGCUGAGAGUCUUAUAGUUCGAAUAACAAAUUAUAACUACAUCUACUCAAUUAAUGGUUGGUUGCUUAUGCAGCCUAGCUGGUUGUGUUUUGACUGGGCAAUGGGCUGUAUAAGCCUCAUACAGACUGCAUCAGAUCCUCGUCUCCUGGCUGUCUUGGUGUUCUGGUUCAGUCUAGGAAUGAUUUUAUACAAAGUGAUAGUCAGUCCUCCAAGCCAGAAUCAAAGAGUAUUAGCAAUAGGUUUAGCUGCACUCAUCAUCCCAUUCCUGCCAGCGAGCAAUAUUUUCUUCCGGGUCGGAUUUGUGAUAGCUGAGCGUGUCUUGUAUCUGCCCAGCCUAGGUUUUGCCAUCAUUGUAACAUUAGGGUUUAACUGUAUCUGUACAGCAAAGCCAAAACUUCAAACGGUUGUAUUUAUUGGAAUUUCUUGUCUGCUUUGCUCCCACAUUCUGCGGUGUGUCCAACGCAACCGUGACUGGCUGACAGAAGAUUCUCUGUACUACUCUGGCUUAACUGUUUGUCCAAACAACGCCAAGGUCCAUUAUAACAUUGCGAAAAGUGCUGCAGAUAAAGGCAACAUUGAUGAGGCUAUUCAUAGGUAUCGCACUGCUAUUCAGCUUAGUCCUGGGUAUGGACAUGCUAUGAAUAACCUGGCAAAUAUUUUGAAAGACAGGGGGGAGAACACUGAGGCAGAAAAGCUGCUCAAGAACGCUGUAGCAAUACGGCCGGAGUUUGCAGCAGCCUGGAUGAAUCUUGGCAUUCUACAGGCGGCCAUGAAGAAAUAUGACCUAGCCGAGACUAGCUACCUGACAGCGUUGAUGCACAGAAGAAAAUACCCAGAUUGUUACUUCAAUUUGGGAAAUCUGUUCCUUGCGAAACGUCAUUUGGAUAAAGCCACAGCUGCUUGGCGGGAAGCCAUACAACUGGAAGUUGAUCACGUCGGAGCCUGGCGCAAUAUUGUGCUCCUUAUGGAAGAGAUUGGCCAGUUUGACACUGCAGAGUCUGUGGCAGAGGAGGCUUUGAAGCACCUCCCUCAAGAGCCUUCAAUCUAUUUUGCACUGGCCAAUGUUUAUGGGAAGUCAGCUAAGUAUGAGAAUGCAGAAAAAAAUUACCUAAAAGCCAUUCAACUGAGUCCAAGUGUAGCAAGUUACCAUGGUAACCUUGGAGUACUCUACCAUCGCUGGGAAAAGUAUAGCCAAGCGGAAAAGUGUUAUAAAACUGCCCUGGCUUUGGAUCCAUCUACACCAAAUUUGGUAGAAAAUUUACACAAGCUUGAAAACAUACUUGCUAAGCAAGAUAAACGACAGAAGCUAUUGUCUUGAUUAUAGAUUUAUCUAUAAACAAAACAUUUCAAUUUUUUUGAUAACAACAUUGAAUGAUACGUUUAUCAAAGGGCAAUCAUAUGGACUAUGGCAAUAAUAAGAUUCUACAAAUUACAUAAGUGCAUUUUUAAAAAUCCGGAAACUGAUAAGAUAAUUUUAUUGAAAUUCUGUAUGAUAAAUAUCAGUAUUAUUGUUACUAUAAAACUCCUAAUUACAACUACUACCAUUUACAAAAUAAGUAUCUUGUCUGCGUUCGAACAUAACAAAACAAUCAAGUUUGUGAUGUAAUUGUUUUUCCAUGUUUUUAACAGAAUGAUCAGUGGAUGUCUGAAAACUUGAAACAUGAAUGUUAAUAACAGCAAAACAGAUUUUAAUUGAGGGAGAAAGUACAAAAUGAAAUGAAUAAUGGUGUGAUUGAUGUAUAUAUUUGAUUUUCCGAACAGCAGGGGUGUAAAUGAAAGCUGUAUUAUCUGAAAUAUCAAAGUGAACCUGUAUAUUUUAUGUGUACAUAGAACAGAUUAUAAGUAUUUUAAGAACAUAUUUUAAAUUUUAAUAAGUCUUUCCAAACGUUAGUCCAUAAAUGGUAGGCUAAUGAAGAACAUUAAAAAGACAUUUUAUACAAAUUUAUGAAAUAAUUAUCAUGAAAUAACAUUGAAGAAUGAAUAUUCGUAUGCAAUAAAUAGAAAAAUGUUGAAUUUAAUACAGAAAUGAUCAAAUUGUAUAUGUGUUGGGUUCUAGUUAAGUGUAUUGCAAGCAUGUUGUAUUCAAAGAAUAUUUUAAAUUUAUCUCAUUGAUGUUAAAAGCACGUCUCUCAUGCCUUUGAAAUUAUAAUUUUAUUACUUAUUUGAGCCUGAUAUUAAUGUCGGGGGCUUCACUAGCGUUCCAGGGGCAUAGGACCCCCGUCGGGGGCCUCUAGACCCAAGCUGGGAUUCCCCUGUCGGAGAAUUUCCAGAAAGGUCAUCGGGGAAAAAUCAAAUCUCGAGUGCCAAAAGUACAAUUCAAGCAUGCCUUACUAAGCUGUCAAAGUUUUAGGGAUUAAAAACUGUUUGUGCGAGCAGUUUUACCGUAUGUGCGAGGUGUUGUAUUCUAUUUUGAUUGUAUGGGUUGCAGUGGUGCGCCAGCUCUUCCUCGAUAGGAGGUGGUACCUCCGACAGGGGAUUAUUACUCCGACGGGGACCAGUACUCCUGACAUCGUUUUUAAAUAAAGAAGAAUCCCAUAAUUAACACAACAUUUUAUUAACUUUUAAUAAAAGAAAAUUCCUGACAAAUUAAAUUGGUGUGGACCCCUUUGUCAUGGAGGUUGGACACCUUGUUGGGGAAUUGCUGGCGCCGCCCCUAAUUAAUGUAUAGUUAUUGUUACAAUGGAUGUUUCCGGAGUGUUAAUCGCACUUAAAAAUGGACCAAUGAGAACGGGGCCACGCACAUGUUCAAGUACAUUUAUGGUGUUUUGUGGACCCUAGCAACAAUAUGCAAGGGGCAGGUCUUAGCUGAAUGGUUCUUUAAUUUUUACAGUACUUUAGUAACUUCCAGGCCUUCGGUGGCACCUUGUUUUACUCAUUUGGGGGUGGGAAGUUGUGAAGAGAAUGUAAGAGAGGCAUCCAGGUCUGUCCCCUGGCUGGAUCCAGGGGAAUAACAUUCAUAUGGGUCUAAGAGGACAAUUCUCCUUCCCUUCACAAAAGUCAGAUGUUAGGCCUUGGAAAUUAUGUUCAAUUCAAUAAUUCAAUAAUGUUAACAGGUCUUCAAAAAAUUGUGAAAUUCCAUUUUUGUGUUAAAAUAAUGCAUGCUAGUAUUCUAUAAAAAUAUUUAUUAAUAAAAUGUUGGGAAGGAUAUGAAAAUAUUUAUUGUUUGUAUUACAAAUUGUUAUAUAUAAUGUUUGUGUGUGCUGCAAUUAAGACAAAUCAUUGUACAUUGCCCUUUAAAAGGGCAAAGCGAAUUGUUAAUGUUAACACAUUGUAGUUAUUUGUGUAAAAGUAGAGAAAAACUGAAAUAAUUAUAUAUCAAAUCAUAAAUGUAGAGGUUCAUUUUGGGUAGGCUUAGCAGUUUCAGUGAUUUUAAAUACAGUAAUAAUGAAUAUGCCAGCAGUACUGCACAUAGUAGGAUGUGUAUACAGCUGGGCACCAAAUUGAUUCCCGGUCGUAAAUUCUUGAUAUUUUGGGGUUACUUCAGACUAGCCGGCAGCAAGCAAAGCAAGCCUCACUCUCUGUAGGGGCUAGCUUUGUUCGCUGGUUGCACCAAUAAAAUAGAUUAUGGUUUAUGUAUACAAAUGGUAUGCUCAGUGUGUCACAAUGUCAAAAUAGGACCUACUGUCUGCCUGUGGAUGGCAGGACCAGGUCCGGGGAGAAAGGAUUUAAGGUGUUUCCUUGUAAAAUAUUCUGGAGAAUAGAUUUAGCCAUUCUAAUAAUUUAUCUAAAUAAUUUCACAAUUGGUUAACAUUUUUUAGCUGCUGCUAUGAUCCGCCACUGAUGAAGGUACCAACUACAGUAGAUGUGGUUGGUAUCCAACAACGUUGUUUAUCUCCGUCACUUGUUCACUGUAAUAUUACAAGCAUUGAAAUUAUCUUUGAAACAUCCUAAAGUAAUAAUACUAUAUACAGUAGUAUCUAUAUAUAUGUGACCUGUUUUGUGGUCUGAAACUGUCAUGAACAAUAAAUCUGAAAACAAAAAAA